CGACCCUAAGCUCGCUAAACUUUUCUUUGCUGCCAUUGAGGUAACUUCACCCUUCUGUUCAUUACCUGGCAGAGUCAGUUACCAAAAAAAUUGCUCAUAUUGCGACAUUUCUCCUUCGAAGAGUUCGUCGGUCAGUCUGGACUCCUGCAAAGGAUAUCUGGGUAAUCUUAACGGUGGCGCAAGUGAGAGGUGCAAUUUUUGGCAGCUCAGCCCUGCUGAGUCGGAAGGUUUCUGGUAGUUCCCACUCAUAAUGUCUCAUCUAUCAUCGUACCCUCCUUCUGGGCCAGGGCCUUCCAACUCCUACGCACGGUCGCCGCCACCAACGACGAUGUACGGUACCAAUAACGUUGGCAAUAGCUCCUUUCCUUUCCAAUAUGGGGGAUCCGUUCCAACUCAUAUGAACCCACCAAUGAGUGGUCGCGGACGUGGCUCAUAUAGUCAUCACGCUUCCAUGAGAGGUGGCCAUAAUGCACAGAAUUAUUCACCCCAUCAUCCGCCUUCAUUUGCGCCACAAUCCCCUUCUUCCAUCCAGACCCAUAAUUCGAUACCUCGUCAGUCCGGUCCAUACCCUCCGAGCUAUCCUCCUUCGUAUACAUAUCCCCGACCACCUCCUGAGGUUUACCCCCAACAGUGGCAGACACAGCAACCCCUUUCACCUCUCCCCAAACAGCUUUCGAUGCCGCCGCCUAAAGACAGUGUCAUUCCGGUUUCUUCACAGCCUACACAUAUACCGCAAAUCGACUCGACUACUGAUGAUACGCAUCCUGAUGUCCAUUCGCCACCACCAACGUCUCCCACGGCGUUGCCUCGCACACCAUCCUCACCUCUGACUAACGCGCAGCUAGUGUCCCCUUGUAGUCCAGCAUCAGUCUCUUCUCCAAGUAUCCCAUCGCAAAGGUCACCGAAUGCAUUACCGGAGUGGGUCAUCUGGUCUAAACGCCCUCACGACCCUUCCAAUGCUCCGGGAAUUAUUUUCUCACCUAGAGCUAACCCUCCGGCUCAUAUUGUCCGCGAUGCCCUCCCGAUUCUUCCUCCACCAGAAGCGCCACCGGUAACUUUGGUAGCAGUUCCGUCGCAACCGGUGUUAUCACCUGAGGAAAACAGAGAUGAGAACCUUAAUGAUGAAGCAAGCGAUGGUUUACAUCAGGACUCGUCCUCGUCAUCUUCUCAUGCUUCAACCGUGCCAUCCUCCUCGGCCACAGAAAUAACAGAUACGCCUAUCCUCCCAGGGUCUCCCGUGUCCUCAAAUACAUCCGUAUCACAAUCCGAUACACCUAAUAGCGUGAAGCUCUUAGAAAUUGCUGAUCCCAGUGAAGCAUUUUCGUCAACUGCUAUAGUAGAUACCGUAGUUCCUUCUCCGGCGAAUAUUACCCCUGCCCCUGUCAAAAAGUCGUGGGCGUCACUACUUCAGACACCGCCUUCAACCGGUUCUUCGACGUCAAAAAAUGCCCUACCGACUUCAUCUGUUAUUGGGUUCUCAAUACCAGCAUCUGCACUAGUCCCUGUCCCACCUAGCAAAAAGCCUGACCUCAUUGCCCUCCUCAUGACAGGGCCAACGGCUAAAAAUGCUCCUAGUACGAGCAAACUUAGACCACGAGGUCUCAUCAAUACGGGCAACAUGUGUUUCGCCAACUCCGUCCUACAGAUUCUGCUCUACUGUCCACCAUUUUUCAGGCUCUUCUACGAGCUCGGCAAGUUGGUUGGCAGCGGGGCUAAGAUAUUGGCCGAGGCUCAUCUGACGGAGGCCACCAUGACAUUUCUCAAAGAAUUCUUCGAGGAUGAGAAAGAAAACGAAAAAGAACCAGGUACUUCUAUUGACAAGCAGGGGAAAGGCAAAGAAAAGAUGUUGGCCAACGAUGAUGAUUGCGAGAGGGAAUCCUUCAUUCCGACAUAUAUCUAUGAUGCUCUGAAAGAAAAGAAGCGGUUCGACAACAUGCGGGGCGGACAUCAAGAGGAUGCGGAAGAAUUUCUUGGAUUUUAUCUGGAUACCCUGGAGGAAGAACUGCUGUCUAUCCUUCAAUCGGUAAUCACUCAGAAUGACUUGGGUCGCUCUCUGAUGGAGGAGAAAGAGGAGACCGCCCUGCCUCAAGAUGACGGGUGGCUUGAAGUUGGUAAACGGAACCGCUCCGUCGUAACCAGAACGAUCAAAAAUACAGAAUCUCCCAUAACGCGAGUCUUUGGAGGCAAAUUCCGGUCGACACUACGUGCGCCAGGGCAAAAAGACUCGGUCAUAAUAGAAGAUUGGAGGGCUAUCCGCCUCGACAUACAGCCAGAUCACAUACACAAGAUAGAAGACGCGCUAUCUUACAUCUCUCACCCUCAAUCUAUUCAAAUGUCGCUUCCCACUCGACCAGGCGUUGUUGUGGAAGCGAGUCAGCAGGUGCUAAUCGAAGCUUUGCCACCGAUUCUCAUCCUGCACAUCAAACGAUUCCACUUCGAUACCGAGUUCGGUGGCGUCAUGAAGGUGGGAAAGCAAGUGAGGUUUGGGCCCGAGCUUGAGAUUGGACCUGAACUUAUGUCACCUACUGUUCGGAAAGCUCAGUCUGUGAGGUAUAGAUUGUUCGGUGCCGUGUACCACCAUGGAGUGUCUGCCUCUGGUGGUCACUACACUUUGGAUGUACUGCACCCACAUCGGUACCCCAGUUUUAGCCCGAAUGUGAAACCUCGAGAAGGCUGGAUUCGUAUAGAUGAUGAAUUGGUGUCAGACGUUCGAAAUGAGGAUGUCUUUGAUGCGUGGGAUCGGGAUGAUGCUCGGACGGCAUACCUUUUGUUCUAUCGCAGAGUUCGGUAGUCAUAUGUUGCUGUUGUUGGUAGUCGACACCAAUGUAUUCUCUAUAAUAAUGCUAUAUACGCACUGCGAAAAACUGCGUUGAAU
This is a messenger RNA of Guyanagaster necrorhizus, 2875 nucleotides long. RefSeq names its product cysteine proteinase. The coding region runs from base 251 to 2791 and encodes 846 amino acids. Gene Ontology annotation, cellular component: cytosol; nucleus. Gene Ontology annotation, molecular function: cysteine-type deubiquitinase activity. Lineage: Eukaryota; Fungi; Basidiomycota; Agaricomycetes; Agaricales; Physalacriaceae. The transcript is spliced from 7 exons. The record is from RefSeq and is a predicted model, not a curated record. Gene Ontology annotation, biological process: protein deubiquitination.